This is a messenger RNA of Macadamia integrifolia, 645 nucleotides long. RefSeq lists its product as uncharacterized. The record is from RefSeq and is a predicted model, not a curated record. The transcript has 3 exons. NCBI's taxonomy places the organism in Eukaryota, Viridiplantae, Streptophyta, Magnoliopsida, Proteales, Proteaceae. Bases 82 to 552 code for a protein of 156 amino acids. Gene Ontology annotation, molecular function: fatty acyl-CoA hydrolase activity.
AUAGGUUUCACUUUCUCUCUACCUUCUCUUGUCAAAAAGUUGCAGAGAGAGGAGAUAGAGUGUCUAAACAAGUCUCUGAAGAUGGUAGAGGAAGAGAACAUGGUGGAGAAAGCAAAGAAAUGGAUAGAAGGUCUUGGAAAGGAGGGUAGCAUUAGUAAUGAUAUUGAAUACCUGAGUCUUUGUGACAUCCAAGUUUUAAAGGCCCAGAAAGGCUAUUUCUUCUGCAACCUCAAACUUCACCAUAAAUUAGCUGAUCAAAGUGGGAACUGUCAUGUGGGAGCAAUAGCAACCAUUAUUGAUGUAGUUGGAUGUGCAGUUAUAGCAACUUAUGAAGGAGACAUCAAAGUGUCCCUUAAUUUCAGUAUUUCUUACUUUGACACUGUUAAGAUCCAGGAAGAGGUGGAGAUUGAAGGUAAGAUGGUAGCAGAGAGAGAAAGGUUUUCAUUGACAAUAGUGGAGUUGAGGAGGAAGAAGGAUGGGGUGCUGGUUGCUUUGGGUAAACAAUGGAUGUCUCAAGUUAACUAUGGUCAAAGUCUCAGAUCUAAGCUUUGAUUUUGACAAAAUUAACUUAUUAAUGGAAAAAAGUGCAUCAACCUUCUUCAUUGGUUACAAGUUCAGAAAUCUCAUGCUACUUUUUUUGGUUGU